Molecule: messenger RNA, 1275 nt
Organism: Spodoptera litura
Lineage: Eukaryota; Metazoa; Arthropoda; Insecta; Lepidoptera; Noctuidae
Gene: twz
Product: BTB/POZ domain-containing protein twz
Biological process (GO): protein homooligomerization
Molecular function (GO): protein binding
Source: RefSeq, a predicted model, not a curated record
GAGAACGCGCGCGUAUCCUGCUCGCUCGUACGACGAGCAAAGUUCCGGUCGCCGAUCGCUUACCGUUGCAGCUAUUCCGUUCCAUCCGUAUCGACGAAAGAUGCAAGCCGUCAAGGCAGGGAGCCCGUUGCCGGAGGAAAUGUCUUUGGCGGUGGACAGCAAGCUGAUCGUGGGCAUACCCCGCGUCGCUACCACCACCAAGGACAAUGCUCCUGUCCACAUCGACGUCGGUGGCACCAUCUAUACUUCGUGUCUGGAAACGUUGACUUCAUAUCCGGAGUCUAGACUGAGCAAGAUGUUCAACGGCACGAUUCCAAUAGUCUUGGACACUCUGAAGCAGCAUUACUUCAUCGACCGUGACGGUGGCAUGUUCCGCCAUAUCCUCAACUUCAUGCGUUACAAAAAGCUGUUGCUGCCGUCUAACUUCCAAUACUUGGACCUGCUGAUCCAUGAGGCGCAGUUCUUCGAGCUGGACAACAUGGUGUAUGCGCUGACGAAGGUGAAGGUAGAAAGGGAAGGCAUAAAGCAGGACAGGGAGUGGCUGAGUGAAGCUACUGAACGUCUGAGGAAGGAAACUGAGAUGUUGAUGCACGAACGUGACCGCCUGCAACAUCGCUGGUCUUAAGCAGAGACUACAGUUUCUAAGAACAUCAGCUGAUCCACAACCGAAGAGACGUCGCAUUUAAGUAUUACUUUUAAGUUCUUUUUGAAGUACCGUUUCGUAUUUACUAUUUAGAAUUUGUAAUCAAUUUAUUUUCAGUAGAAUUCCAAAGUUAGUUAUAUUUAGUUACGUUAGUUAUGUUUUUAAUGAUUUUCUAAUUAGGCAUAGUAGCGAGAGUUUAGUUAUUAUAAUAAUAAAUGAGUUAUCAGUAGGAGACAUCAUAAAACUUUAUUAGUUUUAAAUUUAAUUAUAAAAUUAUCUUAGUUUUAACAUUCAGAAUUCGUUAACACGUUAUAGGGAUUCACAGAAAUAAUUUUGACUAUGUAGGAUAUAGUAAACCUAAAAUUAUAUAACUUGCUUAAUUGCUAUAUGGAUUUAAUUUACCAACCGACUAGAUACUUCUGUACCUAACGCAAUAUUUACAUACAAUAAAUGUAUAGUUGGUAACCGACUGUAGAAUUCAGGUACAAAAAUAUUGUUCAGGAUAAUGCAUUCAUAAUGCAUUCAUUGUCGUAUCCAAAUUUUCUUAGGUAUGUUAUUUCUAAGAACCUAUAUUUUUUAUUCCUGUGAAUAUUUAUAACGUGGAAAAUAUUCGUUGUUCCUUUAUAAAAACA